UCCCUCUUUGUCUCUCUAAGAUGGGGCUGCUCCUGGAUCUGUCUCCGGAUGGAGGAGGAAAUGAAAAAGAGCUGGAGGCGGAGCUACUGGCUCUGAUGGGCGGGGGCGGGUCCCAGGGGAAGAAAGGGACAGGAAAAGCUCCAGUUCCCAUGGCUGAUAUCGAGCGUAUGGCGGCUCUGUGUAUGAAGGACCUUGAUGAGGAUGAUGAUGAUGGGGAUGAUGAUCUGGAGGAUGAUGAUGAUCUCCUGGCUGAGCUGAAUGAGGUUUUGGAGGAUGAUGAUGAUGAAGAGGUUCAGAAACCUGCCACCACUCCAAGCUCUAACUCCACCACCCACUCUACCCCCAGCACUCCUAGUGGUGCAACCGGGCUGGAGGCCUGCCUGGCUGAACGCAUUGAUAUGUACCAGACAGCCAUCUCCAAUGCUAAUGCAGAGGGGGAGACCAGCAAGGCUCGCAGAUAUGACCGUGGAUUGAAGACGUUGCAGUCCAUGAUGACGUCAGCCAAGAAAGGAAAACCGAUCAACGAAGAGGAAAUCCCGCCUCCUGUCUCCACAGGUGGAAAGCCUGCCCCAGCCCCCGUGCAGCAGCCUAAACCAAUCAAAGAGCGGGGGCUGCCAACCCCAGUGCUGAUGCCCUCCCCGUUCACCAAUCAGAAGCCUCUGAGGGAGGCUCCGCCUGUUGCCCCGCCUCCUAAGACCCGCCUCCUGGUCCCCCCUCAGAAACACACUGCCAUUACCCCGGAUACACCUGCUAUCUCCCCCCUCACCCCCAUUCAACCAGACGCACGGCACUCAGAGUUGAAGCAGUGUGUUCUAAACAGACAGAGGGAGUAUAAGCUGGCAGCCCUCCACGCCAAGCAGGGAGGAGAGUCAGAGCUGGCCAGACAACACUACCACAUCGCCAAGUCAUUACCACGAGCCCCAUCCUCCCCAGUUAUGGUGCCACCAACCUCCUGUGACCUAUCCAGCCAUUGUGAGAUUUGGCAUGUUGAAACUAGACCCAGUAGUAGAGGCGUUGGACAGAGGGGAACCAGUGGACCUCAGCUCUCUACCUCCCCCUCCAGGAGAUGCAGUGGUAGAGCGUUCAGCUCCUCCCCAGUCUUCCUCCAGGCCCUCCCCUGCAGCUCCCCCUGCAGCUCCCCGGUGGCCGACUCCGCCCUCCCAGCCCCAGGCAGUGUAGGGGAAGCGUUACAGCAGAGGAUGGACAGAUACAAAGCUGCAGCAGAGGGGGCCAAGAGCAAAGGAGACGACCGCAAGGCACGCAUGCACCAGCGCAUCGUCAAGCAAUACCAGGAUGCCAUCAGGUCUCAUAAGGCUGGACGCCCAGUCAACCUGGCUGAUCUCCCUGUACCACCAGGCUGUCCUCCGCUGCAGGGCUCAGAGAGCAGCCAGCAGAACUUCAUGGGCGUCCUGGAGACGGCCAUGAAACUAGCCAAUCAGGACGCAGACGCAGAAGAGGAGGACGGAACAGGGGAAUUGGCCAAGCCUGCAGUGGGAGCUCCAGUCCAGAAAGGCAAAGCCCCGACCCCUCCCACACCAGGUUCCGGAGGCAACACACCACAGGGCUCCAGACUGGGGCUUAAAGCCCAGCAGCAGUUGGACUUCCUGUUGCUGCGGCGACAGGCGUUCGUCCGCGCGGCGCUGCGUUCUAAACAGAUGAAGGACAUGCAGGGAGCGGCGGUCCAUCUCCGACACGCUAAAGGACUGGACCAGAUGAUCAGCGCCACCAAGGGAGGCCUGCCUGUAGACAUCACCAAGGUCCCCAGUGCUCCAGUCAGUGAGGAGGACUACUCUCUGGCUCGGUCUCGUUCCUCUCCUCGCUCCUCAGAGCAAUACAACAGCCUCAUGGAGCUGCUCCGACAGCAGCACCAGAAAUGUCUGGGCUACUCCCAGCAGUUCACUCACAUGGGAAGUGUGGCCGAGACAUCCAGGUUUGAGAAGCUGGCAGAGGAGUGUAUGCAGAACAUUGAGGUGCUGAAGCUGGCCCACGCCAAGGGCCGACCUGUCCCCAAAUACCACACUGAGGAGAGGACCUUCAACACUGUCAAAAUGUAUCCUGACCUGACAGCCAAUGAGAUGACGCUGUACAUCGUGAAGGGCAUCAAUCUACCUGCUCCCUCAGGAGUCUCUGCCAGUGAUCUGGACACCAGUGUGCGCUUUGAGUUUCCUUUUCCUAGUAUGGAGGAGGCCCAGAGGGAUAAGACCAGUACAGUGAAGAACAGCAACAGUCCAGAGUUUAAAGAGAAGUUUAACCUGAACAUCAACCGUCAACACAGAGGCUUCAAGAGGGUCGUCCAGGCCAAAGGCAUCAAGUUUGACAUCAUCCACAAGGGGUGAGAU
Molecule: messenger RNA, 2339 nt
Organism: Oncorhynchus gorbuscha (pink salmon)
Lineage: Eukaryota; Metazoa; Chordata; Actinopteri; Salmoniformes; Salmonidae
Product: coiled-coil and C2 domain-containing protein 1A-like
Exons: 19
Coding region: 21-2336 (771 amino acids)
Biological process (GO): regulation of transcription by RNA polymerase II
Cellular component (GO): nucleus
Molecular function (GO): DNA-binding transcription repressor activity, RNA polymerase II-specific; RNA polymerase II cis-regulatory region sequence-specific DNA binding
Source: RefSeq, a predicted model, not a curated record